Emiliania huxleyi CCMP1516 is the source of this 432-nucleotide messenger RNA. RefSeq lists its product as hypothetical. Lineage: Eukaryota; Haptophyta; Isochrysidales; Noelaerhabdaceae. Gene Ontology annotation, molecular function: dihydroneopterin aldolase activity. The record is from RefSeq and is a predicted model, not a curated record. Gene Ontology annotation, biological process: folic acid-containing compound metabolic process. Gene Ontology annotation, cellular component: cytoplasm. The transcript has a single exon. Bases 44 to 331 code for a protein of 95 amino acids.
CGCCGAACGCGAGCUGGGUCAGCGGUUCGAGGUGGAUAUCGUCAUGCAGACGGAUCACGAGGCCGCAGCCGCGAGUGACCACAUCGACGACACUGUGAGCUACGUCGGCGUGUACGACCAGGUGCGCUCCGUUGUCGAGGGCCCGCCGAGGGCGCUGAUAGAAACGGUGGCGGUCGAGGUCGCGCGCGAGGUGCUGUCGGGCAACGCACGCGUGGACGAGGUGACGGUGGUCUUGCGCAAGCCGCAGGUUCCUAUCAAUGGUAUCCUUGCCUACGCCAGCGUUGAAGUGAGUCGCGACCGAGAGUGGCUUGAGUCGCUCAGACGAGCCUAACAAGCCAUCGCAUGCAGAUCUAGCGCUGAAUGUCUCGCCGCUCACGGUACGGCGCCAAAAAAGUGCGCCCGUCAACAUAAAGGACUGAGCGGAGCUCCUCU